CUUCACGCUUCUGCCCGCAAUUCGGACGGCGCGUGGGAACAUGUUUCCUCAACAUCCCCGCUGGGCAAUCGGCAGCAUCGGGGCUAUAUACAGUAGAUCACGCUCCGUACAAGACACCCAUCCCGCCCUCGUCGUCGUAGGAGUAACAGCUCACGUCUAGGCGGUAUCUGCAACAUCCGUUCUCCAUACGUAUUCCCUCAAAACCUCCCGCAAAAUGCUCUCCCGCUUCAACAGUUACGCGAAAACCCUCAAAGAGAGCCUGGCAGACGCCGCCACGUCCUUCGAAACCGAACAAAAGAACUUCCUCUCCUCCCGCAGAGAAAAAGAUGGCGGGGUCUUCACCGAACCAAAAGAAGAGGUUGCGCUUUUGCCCGACGUCGUCGUCGCUACGCCGGCGCAGACGUCGAACUUUCUGAAGGGGUUGUUGACGAAGGCGGUGGCGAUACCGGGGGAGAUUGUUAAGGAGUUGAGUGCGGAGGUGUUGGUGGGAGGGGAGGGUGCAACUGCGGCGGGAGGGGAGGAGAAGGAGGUUGGUGGGGAUGAGGCGCGGGUGGAGGAGGGGGUGCGGUUACCGUGGGAUGGAGCGGAGGAUGCGGAUUUGCUGAGACGGGCUGUGCAGGCUUUGUCCAAGCAACCAGCCAUCUUCCUUGAAGAGGUACCAUCCGACGUCCCAUUCGACUUUGACCUAGAAGCCUCCUACCCGGUAAUCAUGGAACUCCUGAAACUUGAUGAAGAACUAGGACGGACGCGAUUCCGUUUAGUCCCCAGAAAGAUAAAAGAACCCCAGUUCUGGCAACGGUUCUUUUACCAAGUGCAUCUCCUGCAAACACUCCCGCUAGCCGAACUAGAAUCCAAGAUGGCAACACAUGUGGAAAGUCUCGCAGACGUUGAGGCAACGGAAAGGAUGCUCGGGACAACUGUGGUCACGGCACCAGCACACGCGGCCACCUCCGACUCUAUCGCGGCAUUGGCAACACCAGACAAAACCACGGAACCAGACAUCCUCUUCGCCGCACCACCACUCUCCGACAGCCCCGAACCGGCCCGCAAACGCCAAACACCUCCACCACCAGCAGCAACCGAACCGGAGGGUGAGUUGCCGUCUGCCCAGGAUCUGAGGGAUGCGCAUGUGCCUGUACCGCAGAAUUUGGAGGAUGGGAACUACGACGAUGAGGACUUUGCCCACGAAGAGUUUGUGAGUGAUAUGUACGAUGGGGAGUGGCAGGAGGACUAAGGUGGGGUUUUGGGUAUUGUUGCUGCGGCUUUUUCAGC
Fimicolochytrium jonesii is the source of this 1272-nucleotide messenger RNA. RefSeq lists its product as uncharacterized. The record is from RefSeq and is a predicted model, not a curated record. NCBI's taxonomy places the organism in Eukaryota, Fungi, Chytridiomycota, Chytridiomycetes, Spizellomycetales, Powellomycetaceae. The transcript has 4 exons. Bases 215 to 1234 code for a protein of 339 amino acids. Gene Ontology annotation, cellular component: cytoplasm.